Molecule: messenger RNA, 561 nt
Organism: Penicillium canescens
Lineage: Eukaryota; Fungi; Ascomycota; Eurotiomycetes; Eurotiales; Aspergillaceae
Product: putative NADH-ubiquinone oxidoreductase 21 kDa subunit
Exons: 5
Coding region: 1-561 (186 amino acids)
Source: RefSeq, a predicted model, not a curated record
AUGGCGACAGACACCAAGACGGCCAUUGUGCCCCCUAAGCGGGCUAGCACCGAUUAUCCCUUGAUCGAUUCCGACCCGCAUUUGAAACGAGUGUUCGGAUAUGCCCGGCCUUCCGACUACGCCGUGGCCGGUGGAAUGGCCUCAGUUUCUCCCAUUGCCUUCUGGGUCAUGGAGAGAACCAGCCCGUCGCAUGUGGGCCGCGGUGGCUUCGCGCCCGUCAUGCGCCUCGCUACAGCUGUCGGUCUGAUUGGCGGUCUCCAUGUGCUCUAUCAGCGAUCCUGCAGACGCUUCUACGGCUUCACCGAGAACUCUAGAGAGGUUGAGAUGGACACCCGCGAGAUGGUGGAUAAGGUCAAGAAGGGCGAGCCUUUGUACGGCGCUUCCAAGAUGUCUUCCUACCUACAAGGUGUUGCAGCCCGGAACUCGCGCUACUCGGAACUCUUCAUCCAUGUCCUCCCAUGGAUCAAUGUCGUCAACCACGACCAGCAUGGUGUCGACACGGCCAAGUACUACCAGCAGGCUGAGCGGGAAUUGGAGGCAGAGCGGACUGGCUCCUCAUGA